AUGUCUCUCACACCCCAUUCAUCUCGGUCCUCUUCCUAUUCAACUACCCGGAACUUAUUUGAAUCAUUUUCGUAUCACUCGACUGUUAACCGAUUUCCUUUAUACCUUGAAUCAUCUCAUAUAAUAUUACCUACUUCUCCUCCUGUCCCACAUCGUCGAGCACCUAAACCACCGAUUUAUAAACCUCGUCGACAUCGUAAACGUCAUUUAAGAAUGUUCGAACCUGCUCGUUCUGGAUUAUUCACCGUUUGCGAGGAAGAAGAAUUGUCGAACUAUUCCAAUUCCCAAAAACACUUUGACACUUCGACUGCUUCUAACAGGAACUCGGAUAACAUGAGAGAGUCUACAGACUCUCUUGAUGUUCCUCAGGAUGUAGGAGAACAUGAUAUGGAGAUGGACGAUUUGCAUAGUCACACUACAAUUGGGUUGGGAAUUAAAGACGGAAAGGUGAAGGAGGAAAAGGCAACGGCAGACGGGGAUGGGAAUGCCGAUGGGGAUGAAAGAAGAACAAGUUGGGAAUCGAACGAAACAUCUGGAACCAAUACAACUCAAGAAGAUGAUACACUUCUCACUCCGAAUUUAACAGAAGACGAUGAUCCUUUUUCUUCGCCUAUGAAAUCAAGAGAAACACUUCCAACCCCAUUAUCUUUCACUCUUCCUCCUAUUCAAGUCAUAUCACCUCCUACCGACCCCAUUCCAUCACUAGGAUCAGCUUUCGAACUUGCUCCAGGACCUUCUUUCUCUUACCCAUCCAACGAACCUGAUCCAUGGUCUCGACCCUGUCCCAAUUCUUCUGAAGAAUUAUGUGGACCUUUCCCUCUCCCACCAUCUUAUCGUUCCGCUCAUCCAUUCUCCGCAGAGGCAUUAGCUUGUUCUUCCACCUUACCAAACGAUCAUGCAAUUCUGUCACUAGAUGGUCCUCUUUUCCGAAGAAACGUUCCACCACCACGUCGACUUGAUCUUGACUUGACUUGUUCCCCAACAUCUCUCUCUUCCAAAUACCGUCUUCCCAUCGUUCAACACUCGAAUGGUUUAUUACCAGGUGCGGAAAUCACAGACCCCAUCUCUCAUCGUUCUUACACUAAACCAACACGUAUACAAUCUAUGUCCAAAGCGCAACAAGCUCAUCGUGCUCUAUCGUCCGCCAUCUACUUGGAAGAAUUCUCAAAUGUUAGACCGGAAGAAGCUUUCGCAGCGUUGAUUUUAGAAGCUGGAGAAGAAGAUUUAAUUUUAUCUGAAUCUUCCGAACAAGUAGAUAUUUACACUUUCCCACUUCCACCCAUACGGUCCACUCUUACACCUGAACCUCGAACACCCCUUUCAGCAGAUUUGAGAACACCGGAAUUUUCCUAUCAUGCGAUCAACGAUGGAACGGAUAUGAAUUAUUCUUUCUUUGAGAAUGAAAUGAAGCAGGUAAAUCCUCGGGAGUAUGGGAAUGAACAAGGGAGGAAAAGUGAAAAAAGAACAGCAGAUGAUUUCUAUACACCUGAAUUGAAAUACCCUAGAAUGCCAAGUCCACCAGCAACUCCAUACGUAUCUACUCGAAAACCUAUCGAAUAUACGUUAAGUUCUCAUUCGGUGCUUCAAUCUUGGUCCCAACAAGAUUCAUCUACUACCACCUCAUCGGGAUCUCACUCCAGAGUAGAUCGAGCAAGAAGGAAUGAAGAAAGGGAAAAUCAAUUAGAUUCACCCAUUUCAUUGAAAUCUUCCUGGUCUUUCGCUUCGAUCUCAUCACGAUCAUCUUCACCUCAAUCUUCUUCACCUAUUGAUUCUUCACCUUCUUGUUACUCUACCGAAUCUUAUGUCCCAAUGACGGAAUUAUCUCCUACGAAAAUGUCUAAUUCAUAUUCUUCAAGAUCACUCUUGUUAUCUACCACUUCAUCAACUUCUUCCAUCACUUCUAUUCGUUCCAACAAAUCAGACUCGUUGGAAUCUGUUCCUUCCAGUCCAAGCGGAUCGAGGAGGUCAAGUGGUUCGAGUAGGGGUAGAAAACUUCCAAGUAGACCAAAGAUUCCUUCAAUGUUUUUAUCAACUUCUACAAUAGUUUGA
Molecule: messenger RNA, 2049 nt
Organism: Tremella mesenterica DSM 1558
Lineage: Eukaryota; Fungi; Basidiomycota; Tremellomycetes; Tremellales; Tremellaceae
Exons: 1
Coding region: 1-2049 (682 amino acids)
Source: RefSeq, a predicted model, not a curated record